CGGCUUUCUGAAUCAACACUAAUCAGCUGAUCGUCUGUUGAAAAGCCCAACCUUGUUGCAGUUGACGAUUUGUCGGGUCAAAGCAGACAUUCUUGAAGAUUUAGUAUUACAGAAAUGGCUACGCUUCGAUGUUUCGCGAGAGUUUCACAGCUGUACAGGUAUGGAAUUGCAGGUGGAAUUACAGCAAGUAGCCUUCAGCCAAUGCCUCUGGCUAGAGUGGUACCUGUGCGGCUGAUGAGCGCUCUGAGCCCAGAAUUUGAGGAUGCCAAAGCUAGGUUGGGUACCCUAAAGGAGGAUCCAGGGAAUGAUGUGAAGCUGAAGAUUUAUGCUCUAUUCAAGCAGUCUACGACAGGAGCUGUUAACACCAAGCGUCCAGGGAUGAUGGACUUUGUGGGCCGUGCCAAGUGGGAUGCCUGGAACAGCCUUGGUAGUAUGAGUCAAGGAGAUGCUCAGAAAGCUUACAUAGACCUCAUUAAUUCCCUUCUGAAGGAAGAGGCUGCUGCUGAGCCAGAAACAAAAGCUGAUUCAGAUCAGAAAUACGAGAAUUUUAUAGUCACAUGUGAAGAUGGCCUACGAACAAUUACUCUCAAUCGUCCGAAGAAGAUGAAUGCCGUUACAAGGGAGAUGUACGACGAGUGGAUUGCAGCCUUGGACGAAGCCGCAGCAGAUCCCAAGACUGUCAUAACGGCAAUCACUGGUGCUGGGAAAUACUACUGCUCAGGAAAUGACCUUUCCAAUUUCACAAACAUCGACAUGUCGAAGAUGCAUCAGUUGUCAAAGGAUUCUGGAGUCAUUUUGGAGAGGUUUGUCUCAGCCUUCAUUGACUUCCCAAAACCACUUAUAGCCGUUGUGAAUGGCCCAGCAGUUGGUGUGUCUGUUACUAUCAUGGGGCUUUUUGAUGCAGUGUAUUCUACCGAUGCAGCAACUUUCAACACUCCAUUCAGUGCUCUGGGGCAGUCUCCAGAAGGCUGCUCUUCGUACAUUUUCCCGAAGUUGAUGGGAUUUGCCAAAGCAAGUGAAGUGCUCAUGUUCAACAAGAAGCUCACUGCACAUGAGGCUUGCGAACUUGGACUCGUGACCCAGGUGUUUCCUGAUGCUUCCUUCCAGCAGGAAAUAUGGCCCAAGAUCAAAGCUUAUACCAAGCUCCCUCCCAAGUCUCUUAUCUAUUCCAAGGCUCUCAUACGCGAUGUUGAACGUGAGACGCUUAAAAAGGUGAAUCGUGCCGAGUGUGACCGCCUGGUUGAACGAUGGACGUCGGAGGAUUGCAUGAACGCCAUCAUGAAUUUCUUUAACCGCAAGAAGUAGAUUCUUUGUGGGGAGGUAUGUUUAUUGUCCUGCCAUCUUCGGUUUUGAGAACUGGGCCAAAUCUGGAGUCUUGAUGUAGGAAUGUCCUCUGUCAGUAUGUAUUUACUGUAGUAGUACAGUAAAACAGAGUUGCAUUAACAUAUAUAUUAACAGUUUUGUAUUUGUAUUAACUCUUACAGCACAUAGUAAUUAAGCAUGCUUCGUUAUAUUAUUUGAAUAUGUAGAAAGACUCAAAUUAUUUUGAGUCUUUGGCUCGCACAGUAUUGCAAAAAUUUUGUCCUUUGAUUUAUUCAACAAUUUUUUGUUGUUGAUGUGCCUUUCCUGUUUAAAUUUUUCUUGAAAGUUAAAGUGGAGAUCUUUUUUCAAAUUUUGUCUAUUUUUGUUGAAAUUGCCAUAGAAGAAGCCAAUUGCAGAGGCAAAAGAUCAUCCGAAAAAUAUGGAUAAUUUUCAUUUUUAAAACCAUUGCCUGAUCAAACUAAGGUGGAAGGUAAUGUGUAUUACUAUUGUACUAAAAAUAUGUUAUUCAUUGAUACUAUGCCUAAGAAAGACGUAUAGAUAUCAGUACAAAUAUUUGUAUAUAGAUAUAGACAGCCCUUAGAGCAGUGAUCUGUUUAAACCUUUUAAAUAUAUUAGAUUAUAUGAUAUAUGUAAGAAGAGAAGAACUAAUGAGAUUGUUAAUGUCUUUUGCUUUUUAACUUACCUUCUAACUAUAUGGAAUUGAGGUGCCGUAAUCAGCAGCUUGGUAAACUAGUUUAUAAUCAGUCUUCGACACAAAUUGCUCUUGUACAGAGGAGAUUUAUAGUAGCUUUUAUAAAAAUUUAUUCACAGAUUACUGUAGAAUAAAUAAAAUUGUGAAGGAUUUUUGUAGUUGAAAGUUGAGUCUUAUAUUAAGGUAAACCCAAGAUGACAAAUUUUUGAAUGGUGCUACAUGAUCAUUAUGUAUUCGUAAAUAAAUGCAUAGAUGGAAUUUAUCUUGAUAUGAAUAUUUCAAUUUUAACAGAGGCAGUGUCACCCAGGUCUGUUUUCUGACACCUUUUGACACCUUGCCAGUUAGCAGUGCAUCAAUUAGCCUGUAUAUUUUUUUUUAUAUAAAAAUUGAAGAGAAAACUUUUUAUCAGUCAAGCAAGAACAUAAUGAACUUCAAUUUUGUCACCAGUAUUUGCUACUUUGUACAAACUUAGCAGCAAGAUGCCCACUGAUGUCAGAAAUAUUCAGUUGUGACACCACUACAAGGUUUAUAAUGCAUUAUUGUAAUCGUGCAUGUCUCUCUUAGUAGUUAAGUUACUUUUAUUUCUUUGUAAUUCAUAGUCAGACAGUCUUAUUGUAAUUUGCCCUAGAAAACAUCUGUUAUAAAGUAGUGUAGACCUUUCUCAUCAUAUAAGAAAGAGGUUUCAUGAAAGUGAAGAUUUUACAUCUCAUAUUGUUGGUUAGUUAAAAGAGUUCACUAUAAAACUUCAUGAUUCAUUUAUGAAAACUAGAUGGAUCUCAUCUGCAGUGCAGAACGAGAGAGUAUAUAGAUGUGAAGUGCUUCUUCAUUUGCUUUGCUUUUGUCAUCAAGCUGUGCACUCCAUUUUGAUCUCCAUAACUCCCAGAAUGAAAUGAGAUGAGAUAUGUCUUUGAAUAGUCUUAUAUAUGGAGAGAUCAAGAAGCAGAUAUAUAUAAGUGUUCACUUAAUGUCUUCUACUUUACAGUGUGGGGCUUUUUCACCAGACAAAGAUUUGUGGCUCAGUCGUUGGUGGACGGGAGCAACUAUCAAUGCAAUUAGUUGUAAUUGAAUUCAGUGAAAUGUAAAUGUAAUUUUGCUAUCUGAAUAAAUAUUUUCAAGUAUAA
Macrobrachium nipponense is the source of this 3135-nucleotide messenger RNA. Its product is annotated as enoyl-CoA delta isomerase 2-like. Gene Ontology annotation, molecular function: delta(3)-delta(2)-enoyl-CoA isomerase activity; fatty-acyl-CoA binding. Gene Ontology annotation, cellular component: mitochondrion; peroxisome. NCBI's taxonomy places the organism in Eukaryota, Metazoa, Arthropoda, Malacostraca, Decapoda, Palaemonidae. The coding region runs from base 115 to 1305 and encodes 396 amino acids. The transcript has 9 exons. The record is from RefSeq and is a predicted model, not a curated record.